Molecule: messenger RNA, 582 nt
Organism: Cylicostephanus goldi
Lineage: Eukaryota; Metazoa; Nematoda; Chromadorea; Rhabditida; Strongylidae
Source: the annotation of a GenBank genome assembly
AUGAGUAAGCGAACGAGAGCAUGGGGAUGGUCAGUGACACAUCCAUAUCGUGUCUAUUUGGAAGGAGAUAUACGAGUGGAUAUUUUUGCCGAAACACCUACUACUGGAUCACGAUUACGGAAGAAUAAAAAGAAGAGGGAAAAGAUAGGACAUGUCUGGCUAAACACCAUGUUCACAUGUCCCGGUUCAUGUGGAGGAGGCUAUCAGCAUGGAGAUGAGAUGUCCCCGUACCCAGAAGGAGCGACUUCCAUUACCGAACGACGAACGUCAGCACCGUCAACUUCUGCUACGAACAACCAUGGUCCCUCAGCGAGCAGCCGUAUUCCACCGCCAUCGCCUCCAGCCUCUGGUACCGUACAGUUUGAAGAUGGUGUUCCUUGUUUGCGGCGGGAUGUGCAUGCUGUGUCGGCUGAAUGUGAUCGUUCAACACUGGGCUACGAAUUGAACGAACAACGAAAAUCGAGCGAACCGAUCACGCAUCGCAGAUCCUUCCUUCCGAAGAGUGGGUGUUCGAGUCGUAUAUACAAGACAUUUGCGAAACUAUACUUUACAGCUGUAGUCUUUACUGCUAUUCUGACUUGA